Molecule: messenger RNA, 1269 nt
Organism: Macrobrachium nipponense
Lineage: Eukaryota; Metazoa; Arthropoda; Malacostraca; Decapoda; Palaemonidae
Product: basic proline-rich protein-like
Exons: 1
Coding region: 1-1269 (422 amino acids)
Source: RefSeq, a predicted model, not a curated record
AUGCCUGCCGCACCGGGCCUGCUUGGCACCCGCCCGCCCUGCCUGCAACCGGCCUGCUUGCAGACCUUAUGGCCACACCCGCCUGCCCACACCAGGCCUGCUUUGGCACCCGACCCGCCUGCCUGCACCGGGCAUGCUUGGCAGACCUUGUGGCCCCGCCCACCCUGCCUGCACCGGGCCUGCUUGGCAGACCUUGUGGCCCGCCCGCACCAGGCCUGCUGGGCAGACUUUGUGGCUGCCCGCCUGCCUGCACCGGGGUUUUGCUUGGCAGACCUUGUGGCCCGCCCGCCUGCCCGAACCAGGCCUUGCUGGGCAGACCUUGUGGCCCGCCCGCCUGCCUGCACCGGGCGUGCUUGGCAGGGACCUUGUGGCCCCCCCCCCACGCCUGCCUGCACCAGGCAUGCUGGGCCAGCCUCAGACCUUGGUGGCCCACCCGCCUUACCUGCACCGGGCCUGAUUGGGCAGACCUUGUGGCACCCGCCCCGCCUGCCGCCUGCCCGCACCAGGCCUGCGGGCCAGACCUUGUGGCCUGCCCGCAGGCCAGCACAGGCCUGCUGGACAGACCUUGUGGCCCACCGCCUGCCUGCACCAGGCCUGCUUGGCAGACCUUUGGCACGCCCGCCUGCCUGCACCGGGCCUACUGGGCAGACCUUGUGGCCCCCCCCGCCUUGCCCGCACCGGGCCUCUUCGGCAGACCUUGUGGCCCGUCCGCCUGCCCACACCAGGCCUGCUUGGCAGACUUGUGGCACACCCGCCUGCCCGCACCAGGCCUGCUUGGCAGGACUUGUGGUACCGCCCGCCUGCCCGCACCAGGCCUUGCUUGGCAGACCUUUUGGGGCACGCCCGCAUGCCCGCACCAGGCCUGCUUGGCAGACUUGUGAAACGCCCGCGCCUGAUUGCACCGGUCCUGCUGGGCAGAACCUUGUCGGCCGCGGCCCGACCCACCUGACCGCCACCGGGUUCCGCUUGGCCCCCCCAGGACCUUGUGGCCCGCCCACCUGCCCGCACCCGGCCUACCUUGGCCAGACCUUGUGGCCCGCACCCACCUGCCCAGCACCGUGGGCCUGGCUUUGGCAGACCACGUGGCCCCGGCCCGCCCCUGCCCACAGAACCUGGGCCUGCUUGGCAGACUUGUGGCCCGCCCACCUUGGGCCGCACCGGGCUUGCCUUGGCAGGCAACUUGUGGCACGCCCACCGGCCCUGCCCACACCAGGACCUGGCUUGGCAGACCGCGUGGAGCGCCUGCCUGCCUGCCCGACCGGGCACUGA